Hydractinia symbiolongicarpus is the source of this 3134-nucleotide messenger RNA. RefSeq names its product integrin beta-PS-like. The record is from RefSeq and is a predicted model, not a curated record. NCBI's taxonomy places the organism in Eukaryota, Metazoa, Cnidaria, Hydrozoa, Anthoathecata, Hydractiniidae. The transcript is spliced from 20 exons. Gene Ontology annotation, molecular function: integrin binding. Gene Ontology annotation, cellular component: focal adhesion; cell surface; integrin complex. Gene Ontology annotation, biological process: cell-matrix adhesion; cell migration; cell adhesion mediated by integrin. The coding region runs from base 23 to 2395 and encodes 790 amino acids.
UUUAAGGCAUAAAUUUACCAAAAUGCAAUUAUUUCAAUUUUUCAUUAUUUGUGUGCUGCUGAUAGGAUGUAUAAAUAUUGCAGUUGGUACCUCAGGAUAUGAUUGCAAUUCUAAACAAAAUUGCAGUGACUGCAUAGCAUUCAGUCCAAAAUGUUCAUGGUGUGAAGAUAUUUAUUACAACAUAACUGAAAAAACGUUCUACAAGAAAUGUGAUUUAGUGGAAACACAUCAACGUCAAAAGUGUUCCAAGAUAAAUAAUCCACCUUCUAAAUCUACGAUAGAUAAAGCUGCACCACUAGUGGAUGAAACCAGAGUAUCACCGCAAGAAAUAACUGUGAAACUUAGGCCAGGACAACCAACAAAGGUUGAUGUCAAAGUAAAGACACCAAAGAAUUUUCCAAUUGAUUUAUACUACCUGAUGGACUUGUCGAAAUCUAUGAAGGAUGAUUUGAAACAAAUUCGUGAUCUGGGAACAUUGUUGUCAAAUGAAAUGAAAGACGUAACGUCAAACUUCCGACUUGGUUUUGGUGGAUAUGUAGACAAGCCGUUAGGACCAUACACUAAAACUAAUCCAGAAGAAAUCAAAAGUUUAGAUCCUAAUGUUCAACAAACAUUUGGUUAUAAAAACUACUUACCUUUGGAUGAUGACCCAAAAAAAUUUGGACAAACAAUCAAUAAUGUUGCAAUAUCGUACAAUGUAGAUGUGCCUGAAGGUUCUCUUGAAGCUCUGAUGCAGGUCAUUGUGUGUAAAGGCAUUGGAUGGCGUGAAAAGAAAAAGGCAAGAAGAAUUGUUAUCAUUACCACUGAUGCAACUUUUCAUUAUUCUGGUGAUGGGCUAUUAGGUGGAGUUGUCAUCCCCAAUGAUGGCAAAUGUCAUCUUGUCAAUGAUACGACUUAUGAUGCAUGGGAUAAGUUUGAUUAUCCAUCAUUGUCACAGAUUCGCUCUGUCAUGAUAGAAAAUCAAAUUGUACCAAUCUUUGCCACAACUGGCAACAACAAGUUGUAUGAGAAAGUUGCAUCAUUUUUUGGAAAUGGAUCUGGGGCAGUUGCAGAUGCGCUAUAUGCAAAUUCAUCAAAUGUUGUACCACUAAUUAAAGAAGCAUACAGAAAAAUUGCCAAAACUGUUAGCAUAAAAGCUAUUACAUCAGAGGGAAUUGAAGUUAAAUUUGAGGCAAAAUGCGGUAAAAACGAUGAAUUAAAGCAAUCUGCAUUUUGUAACAAUGUACAAAUCGGAGAAGAGGUGACGUUUGUGGCUGAAUUUCUUGCUCUUGAUUGCAGACACGCUGGGAAGAAUAAAAGAUUUAAGCUUGAAACUCCAUUUGAUGAUGUUAUUGUAAACUUAGAAUUACUAUGUGAAUGCAACUGCAGUAACACCGAUGUUAAUAGUGAUGAUUGUAUGUCCAGAGGUGACUUGUCAUGUGGAAUGUGCUUCUGUGACAAAGAUAAAUAUGCCGGCCGAUUUUGCCAAUGUACGGCAGAAGAGGCGAGGAAUCAAACUCGUUGCAAGGUUCCAGGAUCAAGUAAGAUUUGCAAUGAUCAGGGUAGAUGUGUGUGUGGAGAAUGUGUGUGCUACACAGGACAGCUUAACAAAUACAAAGAGAUUGAGUACAUCGAUGGUAAUCAAUGUCAAUGCAGUAACACUACUUGCAAACGUUCAAAUGGUUCUCAAGUAUGCGGUGGACCGGACCAUGGUACAUGUAUAUGUGGCGAGUGUGAUUGCACGCAGGAUUGGCAGGGAGAAAGCUGUGCUGACAGGUGCCCAAGAGGAAAAGACAAUUGCAUUGAUGAUUUAGGAGUUGAAUGCAGCAACAAAGGAUCAUGCAAAUGCAAUCAAUGCCAAUGCAAAAAAGGUUACAUUGGAGAUUUUUGUCAGGAAUGUGCUACUAACUGUCCUGAUCCCUGUCAAGAUUAUCGAGAGUGCGUCAAAUGUCGUGUAUUUGACACGAGUGACUUGUCAUCUGCCGAAUGUGAAGCGGAAUGUCUACGGAGGAACAUCACCAGUCACAUUGUCGUAGAAAAGGUUCCUGAAGACCGUCGUCGUUGCAUUGCCCGUGAUGAAGACGAGUGUUCAUUUGUAUUCACCUACAACAAAGAUAAUGUUACUGAUACCAUUCAACUUGUAGUUCAAAAAGACAGAAUCUGUCCAGCAGAGCCAGAUAUUUUGGCCAUUAUCCUAGGUGUGAUUGCUGGUAUUGUAGGAAUUGGUUUAGCUCUGUUGUUAAUUUGGAAAUUACUUGCAACGAUACAGGAUCGAAGAGAGUUUGCACAAUUUGAGAAAGAUAGACAGAAUCCAAAAUGGGACUCGGGUGAGAAUCCAAUCUACCAGAAAGCGACUUCAACUUUCCAAAAUCCAAUGUAUGGUAACAAACCAGAGGAAAUGGAACCAUUAACAUAGCGUUUUUGAUCGAACGUGUAGAAGUCACGCUGUUGUCCUGAGGGCGUAUGCUUGUGUUUAGGGACGCCCUUCUGUUUUUAAAGGAAUGCUUCAUUUACAAACAACAGCAAAGAAUUUUUCUAAUGAAAAUGUAUUACACCAUGUUAUAUCUCAUAUACAUAUUUUUGACAUUGUUUUUUUAAAAAAAUAAUCUGAGUUUUAAUCUAACGUGAUAAGUUCUUGGGAGAGGGCAAACCUUUCAAGCUGUUCGUCUGCGACUUAUCUUUUGAUUUUCUUUCACAUGUGGAGAACUAGUAAAUUAUUCCCGAAAAGUGUUGAGUAUCCAUGCAACUGCAUAUAGUCGUUUUUUAAUUCAUUUUUAAUGUUUUUUCAUUAUAGGUGUUUAUAAACAUUUAUUAAUUUUGCUUCUGUAUUUAUUACGUCUUUUUACUUUGUAUAACUAUUUUUAUUAACACCCAAACCCAAAUUGACUGGGUUUCGGUGCCGUACUUUUUUAUUAUUGUACCUUAUCGACUCAAAAUUUGUCGGGUGUAAAUGAAGAAAUUUAGAAUUGACGAAAAUUAGGAACGGCACGAAUUGCAUUAGGUUCUAUAGAAAUUUAGAUCCGUAAAGUUUGAGCCGAUAAAUGUAUUUUUAUGUUUAAAUAGCAUUACUUUUUUAGUAAAAACUAAAUAUUUUGAAUAUGCUGAAAUUUGUAAACUGCUGAGAAAUUACAAAAGUCGCAUUAGAAAAAUUCCAA